AAUGAAAAAGAGGUAUAUACUAUAUAGAAUAGAACUCCCCCGUUCACACUCGAGCAGUCAGCUUCUUUGAGAAUCUUCAGUUUCUCGUCCUCCCUCGAUAUAUAAAUACUUCGAAAAUACAUACAAACCCCAUUUGACUCUCCCAAGAAACUUGAAAAACACAGCUUCUUUCCUCUACUUGUGUCUCAAAUGGCUCGAAACAAGGAAGCGUUGCUUUUGUUAAUUGAUGUUGGUCCCUCAAUGCAUACUGUGUUGCCCGAGGUUGAAAAAGUUUGUUCUAUGCUUGUACAAAAGAAGCUGAUUUUUGGUAAAUAUGAUGAUGUGGGAGUUGUUAUAUUUGGAACUGAAGAUACUGACAAUGAGCUCACCAACGAAGUCGGUGGAUAUGAACAUGUGGUCGUCCUGAACCACCUCAAGGUUGUUGAUGGAGAUCUCAUUAAAGUAUUAGAACAGCUUCCUCGUGGAACUGUUGAUGGUGACUUUCUUGAUGCAAUUGUUGUUGGAAUGGAUAUGCUGAUCAAGAAGUUUGGACAAACGAUUAAAGGGAAAAAACGUCUUUGUCUCAUCACAGAUGCAACUCAUCCUAUCAAAGACCCAUUUGAAGGAACUAAACAAGAUCAAGUCAGCACCAUUGCUGAACAGAUGUUUGCACACGGCAUGAAAAUGGAGUGCAUAGUUUAUAGGGGACAGCAGGAUAUGGAUGGUAAUACGAGUGUUAUAGAAGAGAAUGAUAUUUUACUGGAUAUAAUAUCAAAGAUGACUUCUUCAAGGAAGGUCCAUGUUGAAAAUUCAACUUCACUUUUGGGUGCACUUAGAACUCGCAAUAUAUCUCCUGUUACAAUAUACAGAGGUGAACUUGAGCUAAGCUCUGAAGUGAAGGUUCUGGUGUGGGUCUACAAGAAAACUUCUGAAGAGAAAUUUCCCACUUUGAAAAAGUACUCUGAUAAAGCACCUGAAACUGAUAAACUUGCUACUCACGAAGUUAAAGUAGAAUUUGAAUACAAAAAAGUUGAUGAUCCUAGUAAAGUUGUGCCUCCAGAACAAAGAAUAAAAGGUUACAGAUAUGGGCCUCAAGUAGUUCCUAUAUCAUCUGCUGAAUGGGAAGCUGUGAAAUUUAAACCAGAGAAGGGUGUGAAACUGCUUGGAUUUACUGAUGCUUCAAACAUAAUGAGACACUAUUACAUGAAGGAUGUUAAUGUAGUCAUAGCCCAACCGGGUAAUAUGAAAGCUGCCCUUGCAGUUUCUGCUUUAGCAAGAGGAAUGAAGGAGAUGAACAAAGUGGCAAUUGUUCGUUGUGUAUGGAGGCAAGGACAGGCUAACGUUGUUAUUGGAGUGCUGUCUCCUAACAUAUCUGAAAGGGAUGAUGUUCCCGAUUCGUUUUAUUUUAAUGUAGUUCCUUUUGCGGAGGAUGUUCGUGAGUUUCAGUUUCCGUCGUUUAGCAAUUUACCUUCAUCAAUGCUGCCAAACAAUGAACAGCAGGAGGCUGCUGAUAAUUUGGUUAAGAUGCUUGAACUUUCACCAACUGGAAAAGCAGAGUGCUUGCAGCCUGACUUCACCCCGAAUCCUGUAUUGGAGCGUUUCUAUCGCUAUCUCGAAUUGAAAUCAAGACAUCUGGAUGCGGCUGUACCACCUCUAGAUGAUACCCUAAAAAAGAUAACGGAACCUGAUUCUGAUCUUCUAUCUCACAGCAAACCCGUUAUUGAUGGAUUCCGUAAGCUGUUUGAACUAAAGGAGAACCCAAAGUUAAAGAAGUCUUCUAGACGAUUAUUAAGAGAGAAACCUUCUGGAUCCAAUGAAGAGCGGGAUGAUCCUGGAAAUAUUGUUGAUGCUGAAGCUGUCAAUUUUAUUGAACAUGCAUCUUCCUUCAAAGUUGAGAAAAUUGGGGAAUCUACACCUGUUCAAGAUUUUGAAUCCAUGAUGUUGCGAAGAGAUGGAGCGGAUUGGGUUAGCAAAGCUAUUGCUGAUAUGAAAAGUAUAAUUAUGCAACUGGUAACAGAUUCCUUCGAAGGAGAUAAUUUUCAGAAGGUACUGGAAUGUUUGAUUGCUCUGCGCAAGGGAUGCAUUCUUGAGCAAGAGCCAAAGCAUUUUAAUGAAUUUUUGCUCAAACUUUGCAAAUUCUGCACAGAGAAGGAUCUUGCUAGUUUCAACGAGUUUCUUGCAUCUAAAAAUGUCUUGCUGAUCUCAAAAUCGGAAGCAGAAGAGAGUGAAAUUACAGAAGACGAGGCUAAAAUCUUUUUGGUCAAGGCAGAGCAAAAAUGAGGGGUGUAUUUUCGUACUUGGGAUUUUGGUAGAUCCGUUAUAAAGCUCUUAACAUGCUGCUUUCAAAGUACAGACGGAGAAGCUCUUGUUUAGACUUUAGAGUGUGAUUGACUUGUGUUUAGAAUUUCUAAAAAAAUUGAAGGCUUUAGGUUAAGCUGAUGGGAGAGUAGCCCCCUGCCAAUAGGUAAUGCACGUUCCAAAUGAGUUACUAAAAUAUUUUUAUCAAACUCAUGCAUUGUGGAAAUGUGACGGUCUUGUUUUAUGCUGAAUCACAUUCUUUA
This is a messenger RNA of Daucus carota subsp. sativus, 2540 nucleotides long. RefSeq names its product ATP-dependent DNA helicase 2 subunit KU80. Lineage: Eukaryota; Viridiplantae; Streptophyta; Magnoliopsida; Apiales; Apiaceae. The coding region runs from base 190 to 2259 and encodes 689 amino acids. The record is from RefSeq and is a predicted model, not a curated record. The transcript is spliced from 12 exons. Gene Ontology annotation, cellular component: nucleus; Ku70:Ku80 complex. Gene Ontology annotation, biological process: double-strand break repair via nonhomologous end joining; telomere maintenance; DNA recombination. Gene Ontology annotation, molecular function: telomeric repeat DNA binding; double-stranded DNA binding; DNA helicase activity.